Messenger RNA from Carica papaya (papaya), 2543 nucleotides. NCBI's taxonomy places the organism in Eukaryota, Viridiplantae, Streptophyta, Magnoliopsida, Brassicales, Caricaceae. The record is from RefSeq and is a predicted model, not a curated record.
AUGUUACUAUACAGUACCAUAAGAUUUCCUGGUGAAAUCUACUUCAUCACAAAAAAUUACUUUUAUAUUAAUUGGAUACAGGAAAAUACGCCUGCAGUUACAACUCAAAGGAAUCUGCAAGAUGGUCCAGUUGUUGAUACAGUGACAGAAAGUGACUUGAAAGUGACUGUUGAAAAAGAACUUGUUUCCCAAGCUGAGGAAGAGGACAUGGAGGCUCUUCUGGGCACUUAUGUUAUGGGCAUUGGUGAAGCUGAAGCAUUUUCAGAAAGGUUGAAGCGUGAACUUCUUGCUCUUGAAGCAGCAAACGUACAUGCCAUUUUGGAAAGUGAACCUUUGAUAGAAGAGGUAUUGCAAGGGCUGGAGGCAGCAACAAAUUGUGUUGAUGACAUGGAUGAAUGGUUAGGCAUCUUCAAUGUGAAACUUAGACAUAUGAGAGAAGAUAUUGAAUCGAUAGAAACCCGCAAUAACAAGUUAGAGAUGCAAUCUGUAAACAACAAGGCGCUCAUUGAGGACCUUGACAAGCUUCUUGAAAGACUGCAUGUUCCUUCUGAGUAUGCAGCAUGUCUAACAGGAGGUUCAUUUGAUGAAGCACGUAUGCUUCAAAAUAUUGAAGCAUGUGAGUGGUUGACAGGAGCCUUACGUGGUCUUGAAGUGCCAAAUCUGGAUUCCACUUAUGCAAGCAUGCGAGCUGUCAAAGAGAAACGAGCAGAACUUGAGAAGUUGAAAGCUACAUUUGUCAGGAGAGCUUCUGAGUUCCUGAGAAACUACUUCGCCAGUUUGGUGGAUUUCAUGAUUAGUGAUAAGAGUUACUUUUCUCAGAGGGGACAGUUAAAAAGGCCUGAUCAUGCAGACCUGCGGUAUAAAUGCAGGACAUAUGCUCGUCUUUUGCAACAUUUAAAGAGUCUUGACAAGAACUGCUUGGGUCCUCUGAGAAAAGCCUAUUGUGGCUCUCUCAACUUGCUUCUUCGGCGGGAGGCUCGCGAAUUUGCAAAUGAGCUUCGUGCUAGUACAAAAGCAUCAAGAAAUCCAACUGUUUGGCUUGAAGCUUCCACAGGCUCCAGUCACAAUGCAAAUACUGCAGAUACAUCUUCAGUUUCUGAUGCUUAUGCCAAAAUGCUAACAAUAUUUAUCCCGCUUCUUGUAGAUGAGAGUUCUUUUUUUGCACACUUCAUGUGCUUUGAAGUUCCUGCUCUUGUUCCCCCAGGAGGUGUUGUUAAUGGUAAUAAAAAUGGAUCAUAUGAUGAUGAUGAGGCCAAUGACGAUGAUUUAGGCAUUAUGGACAUUGAUGAGAAUGAUGGCAAAGCUGGUAAAAGCUCUGCAGAUCUUGCAGCAUUAAAUGAAUCUCUUCAGGAUUUGCUUGAUGGAAUCCAGGAAGAUUUCUAUGCUGUGGUAGACUGGGCAUACAAAAUUGAUCCCUUACGCUGCAUCUCAAUGCAUGGAAUUACAGAGAAAUAUCUCUCUGGUCAGAAAGCUGAUGCAGCAGGAUUUGUGCGACUUCUGCUUGGUGACCUUGAGUCAAGAAUUUCUAUGCAGUUUAGCCGUUUUGUCGAUGAAGCUUGUCACCAAAUUGAAAGAAAUGAGCGUAAUGUGAGGCAGAUGGGUGUCUUGUCAUACAUUCCAAGAUUUGCAACUCUUGCUACCCGGAUGGAGCAGUAUAUACAAGGACAAUCCAGGGAUUUGGUUGAUCAGGCAUACACAAAAUUUGUUAGCAUAAUGUUUGUGACUCUAGAGAAAAUUGCUCAGACAGAUCCAAAAUAUGCUGAUAUUUUUCUCCUAGAGAACUAUGCAGCAUUCCAGAAUAGCCUGUAUGACCUAGCCAAUGUAGUUCCAACUUUAGCCAAAUUCUAUCACCAGGCAAGUGAAGCUUAUGAACAGGCUUGUACGCGUCAUAUCAGCAUGAUUAUUUACUAUCAAUUUGAACGACUUUUCCAGUUUGCUAAAAAGAUUGAAGACUUGAUGUACACAAUUUCUCCGGAAGAGAUACCUUUCCAACUUGGAUUAUCAAAAAUAGAUCUGAGGAAGAUGUUAAAAUCCAGCCUAUCUGGGGUGGACAGGUCCAUUGCCGCAAUGUACAAAAAGUUGCAGAAGAAUUUAACCUCAGAGGAACUGUUGCCCUCAUUAUGGGAUAAAUGCAAGAAGGAAUUUCUGGACAAAUAUGAUAGCUUUGCACAACUCGUUGCAAAAAUUUAUCCAAAUGAAACCAUUCCUUCUGUGGCAGAAAUGAGAGAGCUUCUUGCUUCUAUGUAAAGAAAACGUGAUUGUCUGUAUUAAUUUUUUUAUACUUAAAUAUACGAGUGGAGAGCUGUAUCUGCUGCUGUAAUUAUUAGGAGUAUUCUUUUUUGAGGUUUUUGCCAUGAUUUAUUGGAGAAAGUGGCUUUGGUGAGACUGAGCUUCUUUGGGAAUUCGCUUCAUAUUUUUUUUCCCACAAUGGGCAUGGACGCGAGAGCCUAGCUUAUUAAUUCCGUCCACCCCAAGUGGUGUUAAAGUUGUUCCCAAUUCAACGUAAUUAUUUUUUUAUUAUAAGAGUACGGUUUUACUUGUAA